AACACAAGACAGCUGGCGGUUGAUGAAAGUGGUGUUCAUUGUUUGUUCGCCUAAUUUUGUCUGUAAAAUGUGAUUAAAGAACUUCCUCUGCAUUUACCGCUGAAGUAAGUAAUAAUGGGAGUUACGGGCUUGUGGAAGCUUGUAGAACAAUCGGGUAAACCGGUUCCGUUGGAGACAUUGGAAAAUAAAGUUCUCGCUGUUGAUAUUUCGAUAUGGCUUCAUCAGGUUAUCAAAGGAUUUCAAGAUUCCAAAGGAAGUUCAUUGCCAAAUGCACACAUUUUAGGUCUGUUCAAUCGACUGUGCAAGCUGAUGUACUAUCGUAUAAAGCCUGUCUUCGUGUUCGAUGGUGGGGUACCAAUGCUCAAAAAGCAGACUAUCGCCAAGCGAAAUCAGAGCAAAAGUAAAUAUCACAACGAAGCUGAGCGCAUUCAGCAAUUGCUGUUGGAAACACUUGCCAAAGAAAAAGUGGUGCAGCAAGCGUUGGGGUCUGCCACUAACUUACUGAUUUCACCCACAAAGAAACCUGGAAAUAGCAGCAAGGAUCCAGGCGAGCCGGAUGAAAUGUUCAAGCUACCACCUUUGAAGGAGGAUUCUCCAUUCAAAAACACCGACAAAAGCAUGACGGAUUUGGACGACAGCACCAGCUCGUGGGACGAGAAAACCUCAAAGAGUUACUAUCAUCUGAAUUUAAAUGCAAUUGAUGUUACGAGUGUUCAUUUUAAGAACCUUCCGGCCGAUGUUCGGCACGAUAUUUUAACUGACAUCAAAGAAACCAGAAAAGAGUCUUCCUGGGGAAGGUUGCAUGAACUUCCUGUGGAAAGCAAUGAUUUCUCAUCAUUUCAAAUGAAAAGGCUGCUGAAACGGCGUACGGUGCAAGUUGAAUUGGAAGAAGCCGAAAAAGAAAUGGGAGGUAAAUGCCUUUCUUUGGCGGAAUUAGAAGCACUGCUCUCAGAGGAAGGGGUUGAUACUUGUACCGACAAAGCAGCUCAGAAAAUCGCAUCCGAUGAGAAUACGCGCUUUUUACUGGUUCGUGACGUUCAGAAGGCGAUCGAAAAUGCUAAGUUAAAAGAGGAACAAGAAAAAAAUGCUCCUAAACCACCGAAGCUUGCUAAAAUUAAGAAACUAGAUGGUAGUCAGGAGACUUCAGAUGACAAAGAUAUGGAUGAGGAAUUGCAGCUGGCUAUUAAAAUGUCUCUCAUGCAAGAUGUUGAUCCAAAUGUAAUUGUUGAUAUUGAUUCGGAAGAAGUUCGCAUGUCGAGUAAACAAAAACAAAUUCUUGGAAAUGCUGCUUUGAGUUUAGCUCGCAACUACAUGGUCGAAUAUGGUGGCAUGUCUAAUGACGAUGUCCGAGAGUUGCUUCAUCAAACACAAGUAGUUGAUGCAGAGGAUGAGAAGGAAUCUGCUACGCAACAGUUUGAGUACAAUAAUGCGUCAAUUUUGGAGGCAAAUGACCAAAAGAAAAUUGAGGAAGAGGAGCAGCCUGUGGAUGUUUCAUCCGAUACUGAUUCAGAUUUCAUCGAUGUUCCAGCGGAUGAUCUGAAUGAUUCUAUGCCCGGAUUAUUGCUUCCUUUGAAUGCAUCUAAUCACCUCAAACCGCACUUUGGUUCUAUAGUAGAUGUUACGUUGGAUGAUUUGAAGCAAAAAAAAGAUGAGGAAAACGUCCUUGAGGUUUUUAUUGACGAAAAGAAGCUUGGAGUCCAGGUUGAGGAUGAUAUUUUUGCUGACGUUUUUGAAGGCAAAGUUAUGAAAGACGAUAUUCAAGAGAAACCUCUCGGAAAUACCGAACAAGCUUCUCGUUGUCCAAAAUUACCUGCUAUCAAGAUCAAAAAAGUCGACGAUAUAAAUGCCAGAGUGAAAGAAGAAUUGGAUCGACUUAAAACUGCCCCACCAGUCAUAGAUUUAGAUAAAAUCACAAUAAAUAUUCCCAUUGAAGAUGGUAACUCUGAAAUGGACCUCUUGGAAAUACCCGCGCAAACGAGAUCAGAAACUGUGCACCGUCAUAUAAAACAGCAACUAGAACAACUUAAAAAGCAAAAUACAACAAUCAAUUUGGAUGAAAAUGGCGAAGACAGUGACGCAACCGUUGGCUACUCACCAAUGAAGGAAGUUCAAAAACUAUUGGAAACUUCUGAAAAUUCGCAAAUCAACGUUAUUCAACCAUCUGAUAGCGGAGUCUCUAGUGCAGUAACCGAUCAACCGAUACCAUACGGAACACCUAAAAGAGGCACGCUGGAGCACCUCGUGUUAAGUCGCACUCCCGGUAGUGAUUCUAAAAAAUCUGAAGCCGACGAAGACGUCCCGAAGGUUCCAAAACCAUAUUUCGUUAACAAAACUCCGCCCUCGUCGUCCAAAAAACAAUCGUCCAGCACUACGCCAACAAAGUCGUUGAAGGUAUCUAAGGAGUUGUUUCCGGAACCGGAGCCGGAACCAGUUCCUUCAACUAGCAAAGCUCACUUGGAGACCUCUGCAACAAAUCUUAUCAAUGAAAUGGCCGACAGUCUGAAGGACAACAAAACUCCACUAGAACUUAAACGAAUGGCAUUGAAUCUUGCCCAGGAGGAACGUGAACUAGAGAAAGAGAAAAACCGGCAAAAUCGGCUUGGAACGUCCAUUACCGAUCAGAUGCAGAAUGACUGUAUGGAACUAUUGAAGCUAUUCGGUGUCCCUUAUAUAGUGGCCCCAAUGGAAGCGGAAGCACAGUGCGCUUUUCUGAAUCAGAUCGAAAUCACCGACGGAACCAUCACCGAUGACAGUGACAUCUGGCUGUUCGGGGGAAAGAGGGUUUAUAAGAAUUUUUUCAACCAGCAAAAGCUGGUGCUAGAGUAUACGAGUGAAAGUAUUGAAAGUUCGUUCCAGAUGAACCGCAAAAAGUUGAUUCAGUUGGCACUUUUGGUCGGAAGUGAUUAUACAACAGGAAUUCAUGGCAUUGGUGCUGUAACGGCUUUGGAAAUUCUGGCGUCAUUUCCAGUUACCCCUGAGAAGGAAGGUGAAACCUCUGAGAUGAUGUCGCUCUUGUCUGGGCUCCGAAAGUUUCGUGAUUGGUGGAAUCACGGGCGGAAUAACACCGUCGGUACCCGUAUAGCACUGAAGUCUAAAUUGAAAAAUAUCGAGUUCUCGGAGGGAUUUCCUAGCAUGGCUGUCGUAGAGGCUUAUCUGUAUCCAACGGUAGAUGACAGUAAGGAAGCCUUCUCCUGGGGCUAUCCCGAUGUAGAUAGUUUGAGAGAUUUCGCCAAGCAAAAAUUUGGUUGGCCUGUGUCCAAAACAAACGAUAUUUUGCAACCCGUUCUGAAACGUUUGGAUGAACGCAAGUCGCAAGCAUCGAUCAAAAAUUAUUUCAAAGUCCAAAGUGCUGUUUCUUAUAAUCAGGUGAAGGUAAGUAAGCGAGUUCAGCACGCUGUUGAUACCAUGGCGGGAAAGAUAGCGGAAGACACGUCAGGUACUACUAAGAAGCGGGUUCUACGAAAGAGGAAACCAGCAAAAUCUGAUCUGACGCAGACUAAUCCUAAUGAAGAACCGAUCUCAGAAGUUAUAUGUCUAACUCAGGACAGCGAAGACGAGGUUGUCGUACAGAAAAAGGAAAAUAAACGCAAAUCAGCUGUUCCUAAACAAGGCAAGAAAGGAAAAAGCAAGGCAACUCCAGUGAUUACUGACUCAACAAACUGCGAAUUCGAUAAACCUUCCACCUCACUAUCGAAUAUUUCGGGAAUUAUUUCCCAUAUAAACGACCAAUCCGCUGCAAAACUUGGCGAAGUAACGGCAAUUGAUAAAAAGAAAGCAAUCAAAAACAAAAUACCUGAUUUCAAUCCAGCAAUUCCCCAACGACUAAAAGACGAAGAGGAAAUGGCCAGCAGAAAACAACGUGCUAUCGAACUGUUCAAAAAGACCCAAAUUGAAACGAAAAAUAAAAAGAGUCGGAAGUGAUGUACAUUCGUCUAGUCUAAAAUUGCGGAGGAUUUAAAUUAAAACUUGAGCUAGAUACCGCAUGAAA
Molecule: messenger RNA, 3988 nt
Organism: Malaya genurostris
Lineage: Eukaryota; Metazoa; Arthropoda; Insecta; Diptera; Culicidae
Gene: mus201
Product: DNA excision repair protein ERCC-5
Exons: 5
Coding region: 115-3921 (1268 amino acids)
Biological process (GO): nucleotide-excision repair
Cellular component (GO): nucleus
Molecular function (GO): single-stranded DNA binding; DNA endonuclease activity
Source: RefSeq, a predicted model, not a curated record